AUGAAAGAAAUGCGGAUGGCCUCAGUGGUGCUCCACGAACGGAUCCUGCAAGCGUCCGCCAUCAGACAGACUCGGUCGACCCUGCUCACGAAAAUCCCCGCCGAGAUCAGAACCGAGAUAUUCACUCUUGUGCUGCAAUCGUAUCCUGACCAAUCUCCCGAGCGGGAAUAUCAUCGCUGCGAAGCCUAUGCCCGCCCAGGCUACUCGGCGCCUCUUGUAACCUGCACGGCUGUGUUGCGGACCUGCCGCGCCGUCUACCAGGAGUACUGGCAAUUCCCCUUCUUCCUUCGCGAGCAGGUCUACUGGGCUGCCCUCCAAGAGUGGUGUUGCCCCCCGGAAUACAAUCUGGCUACGGAAUUGAAGAAGCUGCGGUCCUCGUUCCCGAUGCUGUGGCUGAGGCAGGAGUUCAGAGAUCUUCGGAUUUUCGCUCAAGUGUAUUCAUUGGAGAAGGUUGGAAUCAUAAACAAGAUCCUGAACGUUGGAAUUCGCCCUCACAUCAUCACCAUCACGAUUCGGCAUACGGAUUGGUUCAACUGGGAGAAUGGACCUCUGAAACUCGAGGGAAACUGGACGCGAGGAGUCUCCAAGGUACUACCAACGAGCGUGCGUCAACUCAUUAUCGAGCUCGAAACUGUUCGUCGCAUGAAAGGGCAGGUGGAUGAGCUAGCUUCGCAGAUGAUGGAGAAAUGGCUCUUCAAGAGGGAGGACGGGGUGACUUUGUCCUCGCAGUCAGUUGCGUAUUCCACAUGGAGUGGAAAGAGCAUGAGAAGCGAUGACAGAUGGGCCAGAUAUGGGACUGCCGAGUCCCGCAUAGAGUACUAUAUCGCGAGGGUGCAUUUUCGAUGGGACGAGAAUGACCCUCGGACGUAUACUCACAGGAGCAACCAACAGCUGAGGCUUUAUAACCCCGAAUGGCGUCCGCUUCCGGUCAUUCAAGAGCCAAUGAACCCCCCACCAGUGUUUGAAGAAACCCUACCACCCCAAAACCAACAACUGGCUGUCCCGAGAUUCAUGAGGGACACCAUCUCAUCUACUCUCAAGAAGCGAAGUCCCUGA
Molecule: messenger RNA, 1056 nt
Organism: Clonostachys rhizophaga
Lineage: Eukaryota; Fungi; Ascomycota; Sordariomycetes; Hypocreales; Bionectriaceae
Source: the annotation of a GenBank genome assembly